AUUUUUAAAGGGCGAUUUGUUAAACGCGAAAGCCGGCCGUGUGGUGAGGUAGAAAACGCUGUUAUUUCAGUUUUUGACAUAAUUCGCUGCUGUUUUCACGUUGAAAUUGUAACAGCAAUGCAGCUAUGACAGCCUCGUCAGAAGAUAUAGCAGGAUUACCUCCAGAAGUAAUUUGGGAAUAUCAAUUUCGGUUGAUUUUAGUCGGGGAUUCCACUGUGGGAAAGAGUUCGUUACUGCGCCGUUUCUGCGAUGGGAAGUUUGUUGAGGUCUCCGACCCCACGGUGGGAGUGGACUUCUACGCGAGGCUGAUUGAGGUGAAUGUAAACCCGAAGACCAGAGUCAAGCUGCAGCUGUGGGAUACAGCUGGACAAGAAAGAUUCAGAUCAAUAACUACAUCCUAUUACAGGAACUCGGUAGGCGUGAUGCUUGUCUAUGACAUUUCAAACAGACAAAGUUUUGAGAAUCUGCAGGAGUGGCUGCUGGAAGCUCAGGAGAACGUUAUCUACCCCCACAAUACAACAUACAUGGUGGUGGGUCACAAAACGGACUUGGGAGAGGAUAUGAGAGAAGUACACAGAGAAGAAGGCGAACGCUUUGCCUUCGCCAACGGGAUGAAAUUUAUAGAAACCUCGGCCAAGGCUUGCACUAACGUCGAAGCAGCUUUCUCGGUCAUGGCAAAAGAGAUCUAUUCCAAAUUGGAAGCAGGUGACCUGUGCAUCAGGGAGGGAUGGGACGGCAUCAAGGGUGGAUUCGCAAUGCCGCGGGAAACGUUGCGGCUAGAAGAACCUACAGAAAAACCCAGGAUAUGCUGCUAAGAAUAUGUUUAUGUUUUAUGUCAUUUACGAGAAAAUCAAUAAUUUGUUUUAAAAUUAUACUUGUGUGCAUUUUAAUUGUAGUACCAACAUGAGCAAGCAGUGUUAACCAUUUGUAGCAAAAUCCUCAAAUUGCAUUCUUUAUUGUAAUGCUAGAAUAGUUGAAUAUUUAAUGAAUAAUGGAGUGAAUUGAUAAGGCUCUAUAUGAUUUAUAUGCUGGCAUUAACUAAUAUACAUGUACAUGUACAGGUGUACCCCCUCAUACAUACCCCCAAAUAAAGCAAAUAAAAUCAAACAAAAUAUAUAUUUUUUUCUUAAUUGGAAAAUUUGUAGUAAUUUUGUCAAGGAUGUUCUAUGAAUACUUCCAUAUAAUGAAAUGAUAGUUAAUAGAAACUUAGAGUCAGUGUGUGUGAUGAAGAUGCAAAAUCCUUUAUAUGCAUAUCUCCUAUGACAUGUAGGCCUGUAUGUAUUUCUACUGGAAGACAUGUUUUUUAUAUGAUUCGGAAGAGAAAAAUCUAGAAAUUUGGCAGUUCAUGAAUUCAAGUUAUACAAAUGGUUAACACUGCAUACUAUUAAAGUAUAAUUUUGCUAUGUUUUGUACAUACUGUACCUGUAUUAGGUUUUUUUUUCUACACAUUUAUUUUGGUGUGUACAUGUAGGUCUACUAUCAAUGUAGUGGCUUAAAGGAACUGUAAGUCCUUCUAUCUACCUAGUCAUAGCUUCGUCUAGAUAAAUAAUUGCUAAUGAAAAUAACAACCACAUGAGAAAUGGUACACUGCUCAUUGCUGUAUAGGUAAUGUGAGUACUUACAUACUGUAAUAUAUUUGAUGUUUGUAUGCAAAAAAAAAAAAAAGAAAAUAAUUAUAAAAGAAGAUUUUUGUUUAAGCACAGGAAAUGAAUACCGGUACCAGGGGUUAUACAUAUAGACUUGCAAUUGUGUUUGGCCCCCAAAAUUCAAUAGAUAUAUGGACAACUAAAACAUUCCAUAGAUGUUCUAAUAAUUUUGUAUUCAAAACUGUUCCAAAUAAUCUAAAGUUCUUUUUUUUUAAAGUAAAAAGAAAAAAAAUAAAGGCCUACUGGUACAUAUUUUGGUUUCUAAAUCCAUCUAGAACCAAAUCCCAGAUGUACACACCUGACACCAUGAAAUGAAUACUCUGGUUUAAAGGUGCUUUCUAAUUCAGUUACUCCUAUCGUAAUUUUCUUCAGCAAAUUUUGCCAUCGAGCUGACACGUUUCUUCAAAAGAAAAGUAUGUAAUAUGUGUGUGUAGAUUUUUGGAUAUUUCAGACUUUCUAGCUUACUGUACUUGUCAUUCAAAAGCGUAGUCCAAUUUGUGA
Molecule: messenger RNA, 2147 nt
Organism: Lytechinus variegatus (green sea urchin)
Lineage: Eukaryota; Metazoa; Echinodermata; Echinoidea; Temnopleuroida; Toxopneustidae
Product: ras-related protein Rab-39B-like
Exons: 2
Coding region: 126-815 (229 amino acids)
Cellular component (GO): Golgi membrane
Molecular function (GO): GTPase activity; GTP binding
Source: RefSeq, a predicted model, not a curated record